AUUAGGUUGGGACAGUUGCAUACUCUGUACUCUUCAAUGGAUAUCAAGGGUCAAAAACUCUUCUAAGCGGCACCUACUUCAAAAAAAGAGUCGCCUAAUUGGAGUAUUUACUGUUGGUUCUGGUAGCAUGAAUUUCUCUGAGGUCAUCAAGCAGUCCAAUCAAGUGUGCAAAGUUUCUCCAGAUGGCAAAUAUUUGGCCACCUGUGUUCAGUACCGCCUGGUUGUCCGUGAUUUCAACACUCUUCAGAUUGUUCACCUGUACACAUGCCUGGACCAAGUGAUGCACAUGGAGUGGUCUUCCGACUCUCUGUUCAUCCUUUGUGCCAUGUAUAAGAGAGGACUUGUGCAGGUGUGGUCUCUAGAGCAGCCGGACUGGCAUUGUAAGAUAGACGAGGGUUCAAUUGGACUAGUUUCAUCACGCUGGAGUCCUGACGGACGUCACAUUCUCAACACCACUGAGUUUCAUUUGAGAGUAACCGUUUGGUCCCUCUGCACAAAAUCUGUAUCCUACAUCAAGUAUCCUAAAGCCUGCCAGAAAGGUAUGGACUUCACUGCAGAUGGCCAUUAUAUGGCGCUGGCGGAGCGACGGGAAUGUAAAGACUACAUUAGUGUGUUUGUGUGCGAUGACUGGCAUCUUCUCCGACAUUUUGAGAGUGAAACUCAAGAUCUGGCAGGGCUUGAGUGGUCCCCUAAUGGCUGUGUGCUUGCGGUAUGGGAUAGCUGUCUUGAGUAUAAAAUGUUGUUAUAUUCACUGGAUGGUCGCCUGUUGUCCUCCUACAGUGCUUAUGAGUGGUCUCUAGGCAUUAAAUCUGUCGCUUGGACUCCCAGCAGCCAGUUCCUGGCUAUUGGCAGUUAUGAUGAGAAGGUUCGGAUCCUGAAUCAUAUAACCUGGAAGAAGCUCACAGUGUUUGAACAUCCAGCCAUCAUCAGCAACUCCAAAGCAGUUUUAUUUAAGGAAAUGGAGAAAAGAGCUGUUGUUGGUAGUGAGGAUCUUUCUGUUCAUCAGCUGACUGUGGGUAACUCUCUCUUCAGUACACAGAGCAAAUAUGAAAUCACACAACUGCCAGCCAAAGUUUCAGUGGUCAAGCCGGAUCCAGAUCAUGCAAACCCAAAAAUUGGCAUCUCUGCAAUGGCUUUCAGUGCAGAUAAUCGCUAUCUUGCUACAAAGGAUGAUAACAUGCCACAAAGUGUGUGGGUGUGGGACAUGCAGAGACUUGGUCUGCUGGCGGUUCUGGAACAAACGGCUCCAAUUCGCUGCUUUGUCUGGGACCCACGCAGACCUCGACUGGCUCUCUGCACCGGAAACUCCAAAGUUUAUCUGUGGUCACCAGCUGGCUGUGUGUCUGUUAAUGUUCCAGUGGAAGGCAGUUUUCAGGUGCAGUCUCUGUUCUGGCACUGCAGUGGAGGCUCACUCAUCCUCCUUUCGAAAGAGCAGCUCUGUCUCUGUUACAUGGACACAGAAGAGAAAGACCAAAGCACUUCAUCAGACUGCAAUUUCACAAUAUAGGACCAGUUUCUGCUGAUCAACUGCUCCCAUGAGAGUAGAAGAGACUCAUAUAAGAGAUCUGCUUUCCAAAGAACACUAGGAAAUACACUGUGUGCCUGCAAAAAUACCUCAGCAUUUGCGAUGUGGUUUUGAAGUUUUCAGGUGACAUUUUUACUGAAAUUUAAAUAAAAAAAUCAAACAUGAUGAAAAUUGUCAAAUUAGCUCAUGCCACAAGGUGUCACAUUCUAGCCUUUAAGGCAACAAAAUGUAGUGCAUUCUGUGAUUUUUUUUCACCUAUAGUUGUUGUAGUGUUGAUGGCCUUUAGACAAGAUACUUAGAUUUUACACAUGCUUCAUUAAGGACCAAACAUUUCUUAGAAAUGCAUCAAACUUAUGUCACUUGAGAUUUACAGUGAUUCUGAAGAUGUAUUUUUAAAAAUUAAUGUCAGUUGUGAAUGUGAAUAUUUUUGCUUUGAGGAUAAUGUUUGUUGUAUUAGAAUGUAUGUAUAUGUUUGGAAGCUAGGGUUUUUUUUAAUAAAAUUA
Molecule: messenger RNA, 2028 nt
Organism: Xyrauchen texanus (razorback sucker)
Lineage: Eukaryota; Metazoa; Chordata; Actinopteri; Cypriniformes; Catostomidae
Product: WD repeat-containing protein WRAP73-like
Exons: 13
Coding region: 128-1507 (459 amino acids)
Biological process (GO): microtubule anchoring at mitotic spindle pole body; mitotic sister chromatid segregation; protein localization to mitotic spindle pole body
Cellular component (GO): MWP complex; microtubule organizing center; mitotic spindle
Molecular function (GO): protein binding
Source: RefSeq, a predicted model, not a curated record